This is a messenger RNA of Capsella rubella, 1377 nucleotides long. Its product is annotated as protein TIFY 8. The record is from RefSeq and is a predicted model, not a curated record. NCBI's taxonomy places the organism in Eukaryota, Viridiplantae, Streptophyta, Magnoliopsida, Brassicales, Brassicaceae. Gene Ontology annotation, biological process: regulation of defense response; response to wounding; regulation of jasmonic acid mediated signaling pathway. The coding region runs from base 129 to 1217 and encodes 362 amino acids. Gene Ontology annotation, cellular component: nucleus. The transcript is spliced from 6 exons.
CUUUCUGUCUCUCGUUGAGUGUGUCCAUGAAAUAAUAAUAAUAAUACCAGAGAGAGAGGGAGAGAGAGAGGGAGAGAGAGACUGUAAUGUGGUGGCGAAGUUCGUGGCCACACUAAUACUCUGCUUUGAUGAUGAUGAGGAACCACAACAAUGGCGAGCGAACCACUGAUCUUGAUUCUCGUCUCCUGCAGCAAGAACAGGAUAAGCUCUUGUUCCAUGACUUCUUAGGCUCCAAGACUCCUGCUUUACCCUCCCCUUCCAUGGCUGACCACAGGCUACCUCCGGAUUAUAAGGCGGCUAAACCGGCCAUGACUCCCUCUAUGGCUUCGGCUUCCUCCGCCGGUGGACGCGGUGGUCUCUCCUCGACCUCCGAUCUCGUGGAAAGACACAGCGGCGGGGGGAAUCAUCUUGAUGGGAUACAAUUGUUUGGACCAAGAAGUGAGGUUUCUGGCUCGAUUAUGAGCAAUCGAUUUUCGGGAAACAAGAGAAGUACCUCGGAUUCACACUUCUCAACGCAAGAGCACCCAGAGACUCUGCAUUGGUCCAAGUUGCUUAGAAACGGACCUGGAAGCUUCUCCAUGAAUGUGAAUCCCUUGGCAAACCAGCCUCCACGUGGAGGAGGACAGAUCAGUCAUUUGCUUCAUCAGCUGUCUUCAAGCAGGUUCAAAGAUGAAAACGUAGGUCCAUCAGCUAUCGCUCAGACAGCUGCUGAUGAAGGUUCACGAACAGGGAUGAAAGGUCCCGGUAUCUUGAGUUCUUUUACAAUGCCAAACCCGACCAAGCUCGAAAGUUUUCCCCCUUCAAGCACCGGAAUUCGGAAAGACGUGAAGUCAAGUACUAAGCAAAUGACCAUCUUCUAUGGCGGUCAAGCUCAUGUCUUUGAUGAUGUUCUACCAAACAAGGCGGAUGUGAUAAUGGCCUUGGCAGGAUCAAGCGGGGGCUCAUGGUCUACCGGUUUGUCGCAUAAACCAAAGUCAAAGAACAACACAAGUGACUGUCCAUAUAAAAUAGACCAAAUGUAUGAAGGAGGCAGCUCUAGAGAAACACCGCUUUUGGUUACGGAUUUUCGUGCAAGGCCAAGUCAUCAAGCUACAUCCAGGGCCUGUCAGCGGAUCUUUUCACAACAAGGUAGAGAACAUCAAGGAAGUAUCAUCUCAAGGGGACGAGAUACCAGAGAUCCGGUUCACAUAUCAGAUCCUGAAAAAGAAGCCACAUGAUUUAGUCUGGAUAUGAGAGACGUGCUUAGUUGUCUUUUUUUGGCAAAUUAUCUAAGUUGUUAUUUGUUCGAGUUAAAAGCUUUGUACAAUGCUCUGUACCUUUCUAGGUUUAUAUUCCGAAUUUAUUACCCUUAAUGAUUUAAAGUAUAAUUUCCCCAUA